Procambarus clarkii (red swamp crayfish) is the source of this 501-nucleotide messenger RNA. The record is from RefSeq and is a predicted model, not a curated record. NCBI's taxonomy places the organism in Eukaryota, Metazoa, Arthropoda, Malacostraca, Decapoda, Cambaridae.
AUGGUUGACAUACGCUACCAGGUGAUUGAAGCAGCCGGACGCUACCAGGCGUCUGAAGCAGCCGGACGCUACCAGGCGCCUGAAGCAGCCGGACGCUACCAGGCUCCUGAAGCAGCCGGACACUACCAGGUUCCUGAAGCAGCCGGGCGCUACCAGGCGCCUGAAGCAGCCGGACGCUACCAGGCACCUGAAGCAGCCGGAUGCUACCAGGCGCCUGAAGCACUCGGACGCUACCAGGCGCCUGAAGCACUCGGACGCUACCAGGCGCCUGAAGCAGCCGGACGCUACCAGGCGCCUGAAGCAGCCGGACGCUACCAGGUUCCUGAAGCAGCCGGACGCUACCAGGCACCUGAAGCAGCCCGCCAACAGGCUCCACUAAGCCUAGACACAAUACUCCAGCCCCAACACAUGGACAAGGGAGCUGUCAUGGCAGGUACUUGGCGAAUAGAGAGACAAGCUCGAGGUAUUUCUCUUAACAAUAAUCAACAAACUUCUUUAUGA